Molecule: messenger RNA, 1360 nt
Organism: Anolis carolinensis (green anole)
Lineage: Eukaryota; Metazoa; Chordata; Lepidosauria; Squamata; Anolidae
Gene: kera
Product: keratocan
Exons: 3
Coding region: 237-1286 (349 amino acids)
Molecular function (GO): protein binding
Source: RefSeq, a predicted model, not a curated record
GGAAUGCCCUUAGAGGGUUGUAGUUGCUUGAUGUGAAAUCCAGGAUUUCCUGAAUUUUAUUGUGUAGGGGUCCAGUGGUACAUGGUGAUUUUAAGGGUUAAUAGUAGUAGUCAUUGGUGCGUAUAUAUUAGGCUGUAUUCAUAACAGACUGUGAUUUGACAGAUUCCACCCCUUACAGUCUACAACAGUGGCCAAUAGGAACAACAGAAGAGAAUCCAAGAAAACUGAGGUACACAAUGAAUGUGAAACUCUAUUCCAGCCUUUUGGUAGUCUUCAUGACUGAUGCUGUGUGGACACAGAGUAUCACAACAAUGGAGUAUGAUGAUCCAUAUGACUGGUCUUACUACAGCUUUGAGUGUCCCCAAGAAUGCUUUUGCCCUCCUAGUUUCCCAAAUGCCUUAUACUGUGAUAACAAGGAACUUAAAGCAAUACCCAUCAUCCCAGCAAGAAUUCGGUACCUCUAUCUCCAAAACAAUCUCAUUGACACUGUCACAGAGAAGUCUUUUGUGAAUGCCACUCAGCUAAAAUGGAUAAAUCUCAACAAGAACAAAAUUACUAGUAGUGGAAUUGUGAAAGGUGUAUUCAGCAAGCUUAAAGGUCUCUUGUACUUGUUCCUUGAACACAAUGAGCUAGAAGAGGUGCCUGCUCCACUGCCCACAAGCUUAGAACAGCUACGUUUGGCAGGGAACAAAAUCACAACAAUCCCUGAAGGAGCCUUCAGUAAUCUAGAGAACCUCACUAUGUUAGAUCUGCAUCACAAUAAGCUGCUGGACAGUACGCUUUCAAGCACCACCUUUCAAGGACUGAAGAAUCUCAUGCAACUCAACAUUGCUCAAAACUCACUUACUCAAAUGCCACCAAUCCUUCCGGGAAAUGUUGUGCAGCUUUUUUUGGACAAUAACUCCAUUGAAGCAAUACCAGAACAUUACUUUGAUACAAUGCUGAAGCUGAUUUUCCUUCGCCUGAAUAACAAUAAGUUAACCAAUGAAGGGCUGCCAAACAGGAUCUUUAAUAUUUCAUCUCUUCUUGAUCUUCAGCUAUCUUACAAUGCUCUGACCAGAAUCCCAGCUAUCACUGUUCACCUUGAGCACCUUCAUCUUGAUAACAACAAGAUCAGCAGUGUUAAUGGAACUCAAGUGUGUCCAAUUCCUAUACCAGGAGACUAUGUCAAUGAAAGAAACCUGCCACGCCUCCGCUACCUCCGCCUGGAUGGCAAUGAAAUCAAGCCCCCAAUCCCAUUUGAUCUUAUGCUUUGCUUCCGACUCCUUCAGGCUGUUGUUAUCUAAGGACAGCAUACUCUCAUAGUUGUGUCAUUGACAGUUAUCAAGUUUUGCUGGCAUUAAACUUGCUAUCCUUUUCA